This is a messenger RNA of Babjeviella inositovora NRRL Y-12698, 1476 nucleotides long. RefSeq names its product bifunctional anthranilate synthase/indole-3-glycerol-phosphate synthase (gene TRP3). Gene Ontology annotation, biological process: L-tryptophan biosynthetic process. Gene Ontology annotation, cellular component: cytosol. The record is from RefSeq and is a predicted model, not a curated record. Gene Ontology annotation, molecular function: indole-3-glycerol-phosphate synthase activity. The coding region runs from base 1 to 1476 and encodes 491 amino acids. Lineage: Eukaryota; Fungi; Ascomycota; Pichiomycetes; Serinales. The transcript has a single exon.
AUGGCGUCCCAACUCUCCAAAUAUGUCAUUAUGAUUGACAACUACGACUCCUUCACCUGGAACAUCUACGAGUACUUGUGCCAGGAGGGUGCGCGCGUGGACGUGUUCCGUAACGACGCUAUCACACUCGCAGAGAUCGAGGCCAAGAAGCCAGACAUGCUCUUGAUCUCACCCGGGCCCGGGCAUCCGAAGACAGACUCCGGGAUCUCUCGCGACGCUAUUGACCACUUCAAGGGCAAGAUGCCAAUCUUCGGAGUGUGUAUGGGCCAACAGUGUAUGUUUGAGGUCUUUGGCGGCGAGGUUGCGUACGCAGGCGAAAUCGUGCACGGCAAGACGUCACCAAUCACCCACGACGGCAAGGGAAUCUUCAGUCAGGUGCCACAAGGCAUCGCCAUCACCAGAUAUCAUUCCUUGGCCGGUACCGAGACCUCCCUCCCGGAGUGCUUGGAAGUGUCGGCACAGACGGCCAACGGGAUCAUCAUGGGAGUCAGACACAAGAAGUACACGAUUGAGGGUGUGCAGUUCCACCCGGAGUCCAUCUUAACCGAGUCCGGCCACUUGAUGAUCAGAAACAUGUUGGCCAUCACCGGGGGAACCUGGAAGGAGUAUGGCCGCUUGGAGUCGGAGGCCGACGCCUCGGCUCCGCUGCAGAAAAAGUCCAUUUUGGACACCAUAUACGACCAACGCAAGCUCGACGUCGCCGCGACGCAGCGGUUGCCGGGCCAGUCCUUUGAGCAGUUGACCAAAACCCUCAGCCUAGGCAUUGCCCCGCCACAGAUUGACUUCUACCAGAGAUUGCUCGCGGGCAAGCAGGACAACAAGUUGGCGUUGGCGGCCGAAAUCAAGCGAGCCUCACCAUCCAAGGGUGACAUCGACAUCGAUGUCAACGCGGCUGAGCAGGCUAUCAGGUACGCGCGUGCGGGCGCGUCAGCCAUCUCUGUGUUGACUGAGCCACACUACUUCAAGGGCUCCUUGGGCGACCUCAAGUUGGCCAGACAGGCAGUGGGGUUGUUGGAGAACCGGCCAGCGAUCUUGCGCAAGGAGUUUAUCUUCAGUAAGUACCAGAUCGCGGAGGCCAGGUUAGCGGGCGCCGACACUGUGUUAUUGAUCUGCAAGAUGCUCUCCGGCGCCGAGCUCCUGGCGUUGUACGCGUACUCCAAGUCGUUGGGUAUGGAGCCGUUGGUGGAGGUGAACUCGUUGGAAGAGUUGAACAACGCGGUGAAGUUGACUGGUUGUAAGGUGAUUGGAGUGAAUAACCGAGACCUACACUCAUUCGAGGUGGAUUUGAAUACGACGUCGAAAUUGGCUGGUUGUGUUGGUGACGACGUCAUUUUGUUGGCGUUGUCCGGGGUCUUUUCCAGCAAGGAUGCGAGAAAAUACAAGGGAGAAGGCGUUUCCGGGGUGUUGGUCGGCGAGGCUUUAAUGAGAGCGGGUGAAGGGGUGGAAGAGUUUGCGAGGUCAUUGAUUAACGCCUAG